AUGGCCGCUGUGACGGACGGCACUGGGCAGGUUGCUCUCGACACACUGGUGGAGGUUGUUAGUGACAUCGGUGGUAAACAAAAUGGUUCAUCAGCUUCAUAUACGUAUCCUGAAGAACAACCAACCACAUCCGCAAUGACGACGAUGAAAACCCGAGGAGCUGCUGCUCCUAACGCGAACUUCACUGUAUUCAGUCACGUUAAAUAUGAACAUCUUGUUGCUGGCAUCUCUGGUGGUGUUGCUUCGACCCUGAUUUUGCAUCCAUUGGAUCUAAUCAAAAUACGAUUUGCUGUUAAUGAUGGGCAGACUACCACAACUCCCCAAUACAAAGGUUUACGGAGCGCAAUGUAUACCAUCUUUCGUCAAGAAGGAGCACGUGGAUUAUAUCGUGGAGUGACCCCAAAUGUUUGGGGAUCUGGCAGUGCCUGGGGAUUUUAUUUUCUGUUCUACAACACCAUAAAAACAUGGAUUCAAGGAGGAAAUACAAAGAAACCACUAGGGCCCACAAUGCACAUGAUUGCUGCAGCUGAAGCAGGAAUUCUUACAUUAGUAAUGACAAACCCUAUCUGGGUUGUUAAAACAAGAUUGUGUUUACAAUACAGUGAUAUAGAAGCAGCCAAAUUACCAGAUAAUAAACGUUAUGCUGGAAUGCUUGAUGCCCUUACAAAAAUAUAUCGCACAGAAGGCAUUCGUGGAUUGUAUCGGGGAUUUGUUCCUGGAAUAUUUGGUGUUUCACAUGGUGCUCUACAGUUCAUGACAUAUGAAGAAAUGAAAAAUAGUUACAACCAAUAUAGAAGAUAUCCAAUAGACACAAAACUGGGGACAGCUGAGUACCUUACUUUUGCCGCUCUUUCAAAAUUGCUUGCUGCUGCUGCUACAUAUCCAUACCAAGUAGUGCGUGCUAGAUUGCAGGACCAGCACCACGACUACAAGGGAUCUCUUGACUGUGUCCUCCGCACAUGGAGGUAUGAGGGUGUGCGUGGGUUUUACAAGGGGUUGAGCCCUAAUUUGACACGCGUCACACCUGCAACCAUGAUCACAUUCCUCAUGUAUGAGAAUGUGUCACAUUUCUUAUUGUCUCUCCGGAAGGAGCCUGGGGUAAUGUGACUGACUGAACAUAUCAAGGAAUGACCCAGAAGACUACCCUUGACCAGUUUCCUCCCAUCCAGUAAAAGAAAUUGGAGCACAACUCUGGAAUAAGUAUAACUUCUUUAUCUCAACGGGCUCUUUUUAAUUUACUACUCAGAGUAAUAUUUGAUGGCAUAGAAGUUGGUAUCAGUGUCCUAAUUAGCAUUGUUAUAGUUUGUACAUGUUUUUCUUUGUUGAUAAUUUCUUCUGAAUCAUAUACCUGUGAUAUAUUGUAAGUAUUCAUUUCUAUUUUGCCAGAAGCAGAAAAUUGUUGCUUCGUGAUAUUGUAUGUAUAAAUACAUAGAACUUGUCUGUUUCUGUUGAAUUUUGCUCUGUAUGUAGAACAUUAAUUUGAUUUGCUGUAAAAUGGCAGCUUAUUGUUGAAAUGUGAAUCUGUGGUAACAAAAGCAUCACAAUACAUCAUGAGAUUUUAGUGAUUGAUGCAGCCAUUCCCCAUUUUGCUUUAUUAAUUACACAUAAACAUGCAAAUAUCUGUUCAUUGGUAUCACAAAUAUUUGCCAUUUCCAAUGUAUUCCUUAUGUAAAUGAUUUGGAGUCAAUAAAGACAUUGCCUCUAUGUA
Messenger RNA from Gryllus bimaculatus (two-spotted cricket), 1708 nucleotides. The record is from the annotation of a GenBank genome assembly. NCBI's taxonomy places the organism in Eukaryota, Metazoa, Arthropoda, Insecta, Orthoptera, Gryllidae.